UUUUUUUAUGAUGUCUAACAAAAGGAGAUUCCAGCCCACGGAUUCCUGUGCUGAACCAUCAAAAUCUGGCAAGAGGGCCAAGAGUAAUAGUAUUCACAAGUCUGAUUUGGUCCCAAAUCAAGAACCCUUCUCGAAAAAAGGCGGCAGUACAGUUAUCCAGCAGUUGAAAAAGACCCUUGGUGAAUUCAUCAGACACCCAGGGGUCCUGCAAGGCCGUCCUGAGCAUUCCAGUAUUUUAUCUAUUGCGGCUCAACUUCAAGACGCUUUGAAAGAAAAUCUGACAGCAAACAGCCCCUCUGCAUCUAUUGAUCCCACAACGACAGAUGUAUAUUUUCCCGAGCUUCCUCGCAUUUCAGAUGCAUCAUUAGAACAAGCUGUAUUCAUACACCCAGGAGUAUUUGUCAACAAUGGCGUCGGACAGCCUGCGGAAACCAGUUAUGAUAGGCUUGAGGUUCUCGGUGAUGCUUACAUAGAGGUGAUUGCAACCAAGUGCAUUUGGCAACGAUUUCCCGGCAUACCUGCUGGGCGUAUCUGUCAGAUUCGUGAAGAAAUAGUCAAGAACGAGACACUUGCCGAAUACGCUACUAGAUAUGGUCUGGAUAAGAAAGUCUCUGUCGUGCCAGAGCAUAAGAGCCAGACAAAACGAUGGUUGAAAAUCAAGGCUGAUGUUUUUGAAGCAUAUAUUGCAGCUGUUAUAUUGUCAGAUUCAGAAAACGGUUAUGAAAUUGUUGAGAAGUGGCUCUGGCAACUCUGGCUACCGAAGCUGACGAAUAUCGAACCCAUGGAAGCAUCACUGAAGUAUAAGGAGCUUUUGGCAAAGAAGAUCAUGGGGAAAGGGAUUAAGUUGAAGUAUGUCGAUGAGCGCCCCCCUGCUCAAGCAAAGGGAAGGGAGACUUUCUACAUCGGGGUAUAUCUAACAGGCUGGGGAUGGGAAAACCAGUACUUGGGUUCUGGAUUUGGAUCGAGCAAAGCUAUAGCAGGUGAUUCUGCAGCAAAACAGGCACUGAAUAACGUGCCAUUGAUAGAUGAAGUGUCGAAAGCAAAAAUAGCGCAUGACAAUGAAAUGAAAAAUGUAACGAGUUAGAGGUAUAGGGGCCUUUGGGAGGCUGAAGGUUGAUGACAUGAUGGUUGACAUAGAUCACAUAGCAAGAAUGAUAAUCAAUUUGAUGAAUCUAUUAGUAGUAGUAGUAGAUUUCAUUGACC
Molecule: messenger RNA, 1203 nt
Organism: Talaromyces proteolyticus
Lineage: Eukaryota; Fungi; Ascomycota; Eurotiomycetes; Eurotiales; Trichocomaceae
Product: ribonuclease III domain-containing protein
Exons: 2
Coding region: 8-1084 (358 amino acids)
Biological process (GO): regulation of gene expression; rRNA processing; primary miRNA processing
Cellular component (GO): nucleus
Molecular function (GO): double-stranded RNA binding; ribonuclease III activity
Source: RefSeq, a predicted model, not a curated record